Messenger RNA from Adineta ricciae, 1245 nucleotides. NCBI's taxonomy places the organism in Eukaryota, Metazoa, Rotifera, Eurotatoria, Adinetida, Adinetidae. The record is from the annotation of a GenBank genome assembly.
AUGGUAACGGAUGAUUUGAUGAUAUUACCAUCGAUACUUUUAACAAAGACAUAUUACGUUUUAUGUGAAGAAACGACAUACACGUAUGACAAGACCGACAGUGACGAACUGUCCGAGACAGACUCUCCCGAAACGAUCAAUAACUCUUCAUCUCGUUCAAUGAAUCCUACGAAUGAAUCCGAAAGUUGUCCACAUGGCCAUUCAACCGCAAAUCAAAACGGCAUGGCUUCGUCGUCGUAUAGUCCAGGAUCAUAUCGAUGUCCAACGAAUCCUCAUAAUAUUCCCACAUCUGACGAUUCAGGAAAUGAAUCAUCAAUAAAUUAUCGUCAGAAAUCGAAUCCACAUUUUGUCGUGGUAGCCAUUGACUUCGGUACAACGUACAGUGGCUACGCAUUUGCGUUCACGCGCGAUAUUGAUUCGAUUUUAAUGAUGCGUAAAGUUGAUGGGAAUGAUCCCGGUGUAAUCAAUCAAAAAACGCCAACGACGAUUCUACUCACACCCAAUCUUGAAUUUCACUCGUUCGGCUUUUUUGCGCGAGAUUUCUUUCAUGAUCUCGAUCCGGACGAAGCUAAACGAUGGCUAUUUUUCGAGAAAUUCAAAAUGCAUCUCCAUUACGUUCAAGAUCUUAAUACUCAAACAUUAAUCGCGGCAAGUAACGGUCGGAAAGUUCCGGCAUUGACGAUAUUUACCUAUGCAUUACAAUAUUUCAAAGAACAUGCUCUACGAGAACUUUCCGAUCAGUCAGGCACUCGAUUUGUCAAUGAAGAUGUUCGAUGGGUUAUCACAGUACCGGCAAUAUGGAAACAAUCAGCGAAACAAUUUAUGCGCGAAGCUGCGUAUCAGGCAGGCAUUGCUUCGCGAGAAUUUCCGGAACAACUAUUGAUUGCCCUUGAACCCGAAGCAGCAUCGAUUUAUAUACGUAAGCUUCGAAUGCAUCAAUUUGUUCCAGAUGAAAUACCGCCGUUCUCCCGAAAUUCAAUCAAACGUGAGCAUGGCACCUUAUCAUCGUCGUUGUCUAAUCAAUCAUCGCCAAUAUUUUUCGAUUCGGAUAAAUUAUCAACUGAGCAAAGUGAAUAUCAUCCAAAUACACAAUCAUUUGAAGUCGUCCUUGAUAGUGGUACACGGUAUAUUGUUGUUGAUUGCGGUGGUGGAACAGUGGAUAUGACUGUUCAUGAAUUAGAUACCAAAAUGGGUACAUUAAAAGAAUUAUAUANAUAUAUUCGAACAAGAACAUCAGCUGAAUAA